AUGGGGGUUCAACAUACCCCUUUUGAUUGGCAUGAAGAACUUAAUUGGCUAAUCACAAAGUGUAAAGGAAAAGGCUGGAGGAAGUGCCUCCUUUGUAGUUCCAUAUCGGUGACUAUUUAUGAAGUUUGGAAGUAUCGUAACAACGUCGUCUUUGGAAAUACUGUGAAUACCAUUGAGAUUAGAGAUCUAGUAAUAUAUACCCUUGAAAAUAGAGGGUGGGUGAAUACUAGAAUGAGACAUCAUAUAGUUAACCUUCUUAUAGAUUAG
Messenger RNA from Lathyrus sativus (Indian pea), 267 nucleotides. NCBI's taxonomy places the organism in Eukaryota, Viridiplantae, Streptophyta, Magnoliopsida, Fabales, Fabaceae. The record is from the annotation of a GenBank genome assembly.